Molecule: messenger RNA, 799 nt
Organism: Cannabis sativa
Lineage: Eukaryota; Viridiplantae; Streptophyta; Magnoliopsida; Rosales; Cannabaceae
Product: early light-induced protein 1, chloroplastic
Exons: 3
Coding region: 125-700 (191 amino acids)
Source: RefSeq, a predicted model, not a curated record
CCAUCAACUUAAAUAACACAACUGAAAAUUACAAAGCAUUUCUCUUUCUUUUACAAAGCUUUUAACUUUCUAUAAACACUACUACUACUACUAUUAAACUUUUGUUUAAAGUCUUAAGAGCAAAAUGGCUACCAUGCAGUCUGUUGUAGCUAGCUCAAUUUCAUUUGGUGCUUCCAACAACAGAGCAACUCUAGAGUCACCUAAGACCUUGUACAGGAAUAACACUCAUUUGCCCAUGAGAGUUAGAUGCAUGGCCCAGGAUGGUGAAAAGGAACCCUUACAGCCAAUUACAGAGUCAGCACCAUCAACACAACCAAAGCCAGCAGCAGCACCUUCUCCUCCAAAGCCAAAGAAGAUGAGUACAAGAUUCACAGACGUGUUGGCAUUCAGUGGGCCAGCACCAGAGAGAAUUAACGGUAGACUCGCUAUGGUUGGGUUCGUGGGGGCUAUGGUAGUGGAGCUAUCGAAGGGUCAGGAUGUGUUUUCUCAGAUAAGCAACGGUGGAGUGUCUUGGUUUGUGGGAACAAGCAUAGUUCUGACACUGGCUUCAUUGGUUCCCCUUUUCAAAGGGGUGAGUGUGGAGUCCAAGUCCGGUGGGGUUAUGACUUCUGAUGCUGAGCUCUUGAAUGGAAGGGUUGCCAUGUUGGGCUUGGUUGCCUUGGCUCUUACUGAAUUCGUCAAGGGUGGAGCCAUUGUCUAGUCUCUAAACUCUUUCACCUUUCAUUAUUUUUUUGUCUAGAAAGAAAAAUAUGUAAAGUUUCAUGUAAUACAUAAAUACAUCAAACAUUUUUGUCUACAA